CACAUUUGAAUGCCGGGCUUACUGGUCCGCUGUCAUUACCUACAGUGGUCACAGACGUGCUGUGAUAUCUAGGCAAGCGCUUCAGUGCGUGGCUUGUUCCAUUUAGCCCCUACGAUUACAACCAUCCAGAGAUACCCCCGAAUACUUGUGUGGUUGUAUAUAGAUGGCUCAGACUACGAUGCGGCCCUAUCAAGUUGUGGUUUGGGGUGCAUCAGGCUUUACUGGUCGCCUCGUAUGUGAGCACAUUGCACGAGACUAUCAGGGGAAAAUACGCUGGGCCAUGGCAGGCCGUGAUCAGAAGAAGCUCGAGCAAGUUCGCUCAGAGCUGUCAACCAUCAAUCCCGCAGUCAAGGACGUCCCCAUCCUCACCGCCGACGCCCGUGACGCCCCCGCAGUGGGCUCCGUCGUUCGGCAGGCCGAGGUGGUGCUGGCCACCGCAGGGCCCUUUGCGCGCUAUGGUGACAAUGUGGUGGAGCAGGCGGUGGAGGCGGGCACCCACUACGCUGACAUCACAGGCGAGCUGCCCUGGGUGAAGCGCUCGCAGGCCCGCCACCACUCCUCCGCCGCUGCUCGGGGUGUCAAGGUGCUGCACUGCUGCGGCUACGACUCGGUGCCCUCCGACCUGGGGGCCUGGAUGCUGGUGGAGCACUGCAGGGAGCAGCUGGGAUGCGGCGUGUCCCAGGUGUUCACGCUGGUGUCCGCGGCCAAGGGCGGCAUGUCGGGCGGCACCCUGGAGUCCGCAUGUAACCUGGUGGACAGCGAGGGACUGGGCGAGCUGCGCGACAUGGGCGGCAACCAGUACUACCUGGCGGGGGCGCAUGGUCUCAAGGGCUCUGACCGACCCGCGGGUCUGCUGCCGCGCUACGUGGCCCCCGCGCGCACCUGGGCGGGUCCCUUCAUCAUGGAGGGGGUGAACGCCAAGAUCGUGCAGCACAGCAACGCGCUGUUCACCGCGGGGUCCGGCACGGCAGCAACGGGGGCAAAGGUGCCGUACCCGUACGGCAAGGAUUUCAAGUACACGGAGGUUGUAGCGGCUAGCGGGUUGCUGGGGGCGGGCCUCAUCUCGGCGGGUACAGCGCUGCUGGGGGCGGUGGUGGCGAUCAAACCCAUCCGGGCCAUUGCCAGGAGGUUCCUUCCCUCCCCCGGCCAGGGCCCCAGCGAGGCGGCCCGGCGGGGCGGCUUCUGGCGGCAUCAGCUGGUGGCGCUGACGGAGGAGCAGCCGCCGCGGGUGGUGCGGGGAGUGUGCGGGGACUCCCGCGACCCCGGCUACUGGUCCACCAGCCGCAUGCUGCUGGAGACGGGCCUGGCGCUGGUGCUGGAGGCGCCACGACUGGCAGCGGACCCGAGACUGGCCCAGGGCGGGGUGCUCACCCCCGCUGCCGCCUGCGGCCCCGUGCUGCUGGAGCGACUGAGGGCGGCGGGCUUCGAGUUCAGGGUAGAGGGGGUGGAGGGGGAGAAGAAGGCGCAGUGAGGGGGGAGGUAGGAACAAGGGGUUGCUAAAACCCCUUGAGAGCGGCGACCCGUGACGGAGGGGUGCAGUGAGAGGAUAGUGCUGCUGAGGAGGUGCUGAAGAAGAGGAAGCCCACAUUGCGUAUAUGGGGGGUUACGUGGGAUGGUGUGGGUGUUGGGUGCAGGAUGAUGAUAAUGUGCAGGAUGUAUUCCGCCUGGCUGCAGGGGGGGGGGCUGUGUGCUGUAGGCGAGAGUGCUUGAGUGCAUUGGUCGCGGUGGGGGGAGUGAAUUGGUUGGGCUGCUGCUGGGCUGCUGCUGCUGCUGGGCUGCUGCUGCUGCUGGGCUGCUGCUGCUGCUGGGCUGCUGCCGCUGCUGGGCUGCUGUUCGGAACCUGCUGUGUGAUGUGAUGCUGCAGGGAUGGCUGUGGCUGUGUAAGCUUAGUGUGUGUUUGAGGCGGUUAGUGUGUGUGAACGUGGUUACUCCUAUUGCUCAGUUCUCCCCUCCUGGUGAGCUGCGUUGCUCACUGUUUGUGCUUGUUGCAUGUUCGUAUGUGUUUUGGAGGAUUCCGCCUGCUGCACGCAUUGUUGACACCCUCGACCUCCUGUAUUGCUCGACAUUGCUCAACAUUCAUGGUCGCAUCCGGUAUUUUGACUUUUGCCAGUUUCGUUGUCCAUUUGUGUCCGUUGGGCGGGUUGUGUGGGUAUGGAGACAUCGAACUGCUGGUUGUCAGAGCCACACUACUUUAGCUUGGAGGCCGGUGCCGGUGUGGGGCCUGUGAAGCGAAAUGUGCGUGUGUGGGUCCCCGAGGGUAGUGCUGCUGCUAGCGUGAUUUGCACUUCCUACCACCCCACAUACCGGCUGCUGCCGAUGGCAGGAGAACGCUUGUAUCAGUAGCCUGCACCUUUAUGAUUGUAAAGGUGCACGGCAGACAGGGAUGGAGCGCACAGCACAGGUCUGUAG
Astrephomene gubernaculifera is the source of this 2409-nucleotide messenger RNA. NCBI's taxonomy places the organism in Eukaryota, Viridiplantae, Chlorophyta, Chlorophyceae, Chlamydomonadales, Astrephomenaceae. The record is from the annotation of a GenBank genome assembly.